This is a messenger RNA of Colias croceus (clouded yellow), 1393 nucleotides long. RefSeq lists its product as uncharacterized. The transcript has a single exon. Bases 78 to 986 code for a protein of 302 amino acids. The record is from RefSeq and is a predicted model, not a curated record. Lineage: Eukaryota; Metazoa; Arthropoda; Insecta; Lepidoptera; Pieridae.
UCACAAUAUCAUUUGAGUUUUGAUCAUUUGUUGACUGUUGUGAAUUUAUUUUUUCUUCAAUUUUUUAUUUGUAAUUUAUGUAUUAUCUCAAAAUGAGUGUUUCGAUACAAAGUCCAUCUAUGAAUUCAUCAGUAACUUCGUCACAGUUGGAUAGUUUUGAAGACAUGGCUGUUUCGAACGUGAAAAAAUAUCUAAAAGACGUACUAAGAUCGCGAAUUUUCUUAGGUCGCUAUUUGGAGAGAAGACUUGUAGAUCAGCAAAUUGGAUACCGUGAUAUUGUAUUAAUAAGUCCUGCUGAGAAAGAGUUAUUAAGAGAUUUGUUAGAAACAGUACAUAAACUGCUCUCAGUGUAUCCAAAUUUACAUUGGAUUGGCAUUACGAACUCCGAUACUUUGAACAUAAAUGUUUCGUCGAGUUUGUGCUUAUGGACAGAAAUUGAUAAUGAACCUUUUGGCGCAUUUUGGUUUCAAGUUAAAGGUAUAAAAUUUAGAGAUAAUGAAGUAUUAAUUGCUUUAAAAUGCAUAAGGCAUAUAACAGAAGCAUAUUUAGAGCUAGAACCAAUAUUGACGGGCGCAACAAAGAAGGAUAUCACAAUUAAACCAAAAGAAAGCCAAGUAGAAGAAAAAACUCAAAUAACUGAAAGUAUCAAUGAUAUUAAAGAGACAUUGAAGAGUGCAUUGUCAAUAAGAAAUGUUAAGGAAUUUUUUACAUUUAUAUUUGCAUUUAUCAUUGCAUUAUUCACUGGAAGUACUGCUUUUGUAAACUUUCUUGGAAACUUUAUAUUAGCAUUGUUAAGAGAAUUUUCCAUAUUGGUAAAAAAUUCUACACCAGUGUUUUUGGGUACUCUAGAUUUUUUCAGUAAGAUAAUAGGUGGAUUUUACAUUUUAGUUGCAAUGAUCUUUAGACCUAGUAAUCCUGUUCCACAGAAUAAAAGAAGUCUCACAUAUGAAAGAACAAAUCAUUAUGAUCAUAGAAAUGUUGACUGAUAAUAUAUUAUAAUCAUCAUACAUUUUAGACAAGGUUUUGUCAUGAUCCUAAUGCUAGAUCUCAUUAAGAAAUAUAUUUUUACCAGAAUUUAUCAUUCAUAAGAUAUGCUUAUUCCAUUAUGCAUUUAAUUAGUUUUGAAGAUAAACAGUUAUUUAUAAAACAAAACAGGAUAUCUGCGGUCAUUUGUAUAUUAAUAUUACCAAUGUUCUUUUUAUGACUCAAAAGGAUAUGGAGAAAAAUGUAAUGGAGUUUUGUAAAAAAUAUUAAGACAGCAAUCUAUAUGUUCUAUUAAUUUAUUACAAAAAUAAAUAUGUAACCAUAUUUAAGAACUGUUAACAUCAUUUUAUUGUAUAGGUUUUGCUAUAUUGUUUUAUAUUUGACUAAUAAAUUAUUAUUUAUUGUUGUA